AUGUCCACCGACGCAGAGUACUUCGCUUACCAGAUGAAGUAUGACACUGUGCAUGGCCAGUUCAAGCACGACGUCAAGAUCGGGGAGAAGGACGAGCUGAUCGUGAACGGAAACAAGAUCAAGUGCAUCCAGGCCAGCCGCGAAGGCCCCAAGGCUUUGCCUUGGAAGGACAUGGGAGUUAAGUACGUCAUCGAGUCCACUGGCCUUUUCGUGGAGUACGAGAAGGCCGUCGGUCACAUCGAGGCAGGUGCAGAGAAGGUGAUCAUCUCGGCCCCGGGCAAGGGCAACCUGAAGACGCUGGUCUGCGGCGUGAACCACACGGAGUACGACAAGGCC
This is a messenger RNA of Symbiodinium sp. CCMP2456, 336 nucleotides long. Lineage: Eukaryota; Dinophyceae; Suessiales; Symbiodiniaceae. The record is from the annotation of a GenBank genome assembly.